UGUCACUGUGAAUUUUGAGAAGUACUUUACAAAAGUAAUAUUUAUUGAAUUUCUCUGUGCGUUAUUGUAAAUUUCAUGCACUUUUGCAAUUUAUUCCAACAGUUAAGUUCAUUAUACGAAACGUCAAACCAGCUAGAAUACGUUCAUGUUGACAUGCUUGAGAUGGGACAAGAAGCUUAGCCAGUUUACCCGUCGUCCCAGAUUAUCUUAAUUCCCCCUAGAUUCACCUCCAGUCCCUGUCAUCGACUGUACCGGGACAGGUUUUGGGAAACAUAAAAACAGCAGAAAACACAGACAGCAGGUGCAGUGACUCAUGAUGAGAUGCAUUUAGAAACAAGGCCAGAUUUAAUAAAGCCCCAUUAUUGUUAUUAUUGGAAUGCAUUAUCAAGAUGUCUUUGUUUUGACUCUGUUUAUAGUUGGCUGUUACCACUUUUAUUGUGUUUCUUUGAUAACUGCGCUCACUGAGAUUUAACUGAUGACAAGUGUGUGUUUAUGUGUGUGUGUGAGAGAGAGAGCGCGAGUGAGAGAGGGAGGGGCGUUGUCAUCGAGAUGUCCUUCGUCUACAGCUCCGGGAAAAGAGUGUGCGGAUCAGAGCGAGAGCAUCCGACACUCACAGCAGCCGCUGCUCGCCUACAAUAUCAGCUGAAAGAUAAACACAGGUGAAAAUGGGCGUGUCUAGAGUUCUGCUCGGCCUCGCCCACCUCACGAGCCUAUUGGCUGCCGCUGUGAUGAGUCACGAGGGGGCGUGUCUGCGGGACGGGAGACACAAAGCCACGCCCAGUCCAGAGCCUCAUCUAAAGCAGUGUUCGCUCUACAUGGAGAACUCGUGUUGUUCAGAGACAGAUGUCCAGGAUCUGUCCGGCUCUGUGUCUGGCGUGGACAACUCUCUCUGGGAUAAGUGUGGACUCCUCAGUCCUCUCUGUGAGUCCUUCCUGAAGCGCGUCGUCUGUUUUUACCGCUGUUCUCCUGAUGCUGCUCGUUGGCCACACCCACAUCGUGACUCCUCCCUGAAGGCGGUGCCUCUGUGCCACAGCUUCUGCAGAGACUGGUACGAGGCCUGUAAAAUGGACAUGACAUGUGCUCGGGACUGGACCACUGACCCACGCGGACAGAACUGCAGCGGCGGCUGUGUGCCAUACCAACAAAUGUACCAGCAUGGCCGAGACCUCUGCGAGAGUCUUUGGGGAGACGCUUUCAUGACGGUUGAAGACGACCCCGGGGAGGAAGACGGUGUUGAAGGCCAUAGCUGUGGCUGCCUGACCCUCAGCCCAUCUGAUCGAGAGGUGAUCGCAGCUCUGAGGGUUCAGGAAGGAGACCCCGAAGAACUGGACACCACCAAGAGCGGCCUGCCACAGUACAGAGCCCCCUGCCCUCCCGCAGGGCCUCAGACACGCAGCGCCACAGCGACGCAGCAGGCCCGGAGGAGCAGCGCCAACGCCGUGCUGCGCAAGCGCUCCGUACUCACCAGCGACAUGGAGGGCAGCGGAAGCGGCUUCUAGGAGACUUGUGUUGUAGAUCUUCUGAAUGUUUGUUAAUGAGUAUUUUAUCUUUAUCAAUUGAAUUUACAGUAAACUAAUGCAGUGAGGUUUCUACAGUAUCGUGUAUCUAACACAGUCAACAAAACAGUCCUGUGUAGACUAUAGCUAUGUCUGUAAAAUCCAAUUUAGCUGAUUUUAACCUGUUAAAGGCAACAUGAAAAGUUGAAUUUAGGUCUACAUAACACUUUACAGUAAAAUUUUGAUUGUUAACAUUGGAUAACUACAGUAGUAAACAUUAACAAACGUUAAACGAUACUUUUACGGCAUUUGUUCAUCUUAAUGUUAAUUUAAACAUUAUUUUAAAUUCAAAAGUUGCAUCUGUUAUUAGUUGUGUACUAACAUGAAAAUUAACAAAGGUUAAUUAACGUUAGAUAAUGUUAGUUAAAAGGCGGUCAAAUUUUCCACGCUGACAAAAAAAUGGUGUAAAAACCAUUUUUAAUUAAAAAUUGCUAGUUUAACAAAUAAUUACAAAGAAAUUGUAAAGUAACACACUGAAUUAAUCUUGAGAUCAUAAAAUAGAAGGUAGUAUUUUCUUGGAAAACCAGUGUUGCCAAGUCUGCGGUUUUCCCGCAGAAUUGGGCUACUUUAACACUGUUGCCGCAGGUUGUUUUUGAAGUCGGCAGGUUGACGUGACCCCAAUAACGUCAUAUUUAGCCCCUGAAAUGCAAAUUUGCCAUGUGAAAAAUGUGAAUUUUUUUCCCCUGAUUGCAACUUUUAAAGGGGGAUUCCCCUCGAAACACAAUUUUGAGUAGCAAUUGGAUGGGUUCUGUUGUGAAAACCUGGUAACCCUGAGGAAAACAUACUCCUAAAAUAGACCUUUUUUAAAUACAGUUCAGAGUUCAACGAAUUUGUGAAAUCCAGUCAUUUCAAUAGGAAUCAGGGUUUCCAGGUUUUUACAACAAAACCCGCUCAAUUGCAUUUUGGGGGGGGAUCCCCGUUAAAAAUUGCAUUUUGUCGGGGUUUCCCUGGUAAAUUCAUAUUUUAGAGGCUAAAUAUGACAUUAUUCAGGUCACUUCUACCCACGGACAUCAAAAACAACCCCCGUCAACAGUGUAAAUCUAGCCCAAUUCCACAGAAAAACCGCAGACUUGGCAACACAGUUCAAAGCACUGACCAGUAAUACCCGCUGUUUUUCUGUGGAAUUGGGCUACUUUUAACCUGUUGCUGCAGAUUGUUUAUUUGGAGUGAUUUUGAAAGCUAUUUUUCCCCAGAACACGAUUGUGCUAGUUUUGGCUGUGAUUUUGUUUUGCAGACCUGGCAACCCUAAUACUGACCAAUACUCGCUAAUGCUAACAAAGAGGAUCUUAUUGUAAAGUGGUACCGAAUAUUUCACUUAGAAAUGCGUCACAAAACGUCAGUAAAAUGGGUUUCAAAUCUUGUUUUACAUGAACUGUGUGUAAUCGCUCACUACAAGAAAACACAUCGUAACAUUAUUAUGGGAUUUUUUUUUUUGGCUCGCUUUAAACUUAAAUGUUGCUGUUGUUGCUUGUUUCUACAACUGUGAUAUUUCAUGAUAAUCUUCUCUAUUAUCUCAUAAUCUGUAACCUCACAAUCAUCUAUUAGACAGUCCUAUGUGUGAUUUAUGUCGGUACGUUAUGCUAAUAUUUUGCGUAAUGACUUUAUUCGUGAAAACAUCCAGAAUAUACACUAAUAUACUUAAAAUAAUGUUUUAAAGAACUAUGAGAGAAUACUGUGAAAUGUGUUUGAAUAGUUAAGAGUGAGUGUAGGCUACUAGGUGACUGUUUGGCGGGUUACGUGAGGACGUGUUUUGUUUAUAUGUAAAUGACGGUGCGUCACUGUGAACGAUGACGCUCUGCCGUUCUGUGGCUGCAGUAAGUAAACAAGUGUGUUUCUGUUCUGAUCUUACAUGUCUCCUAAUAUUCAUGAAUAAAUAAAAUUGGCGUUUCUUUGUUCUUUUAA
Molecule: messenger RNA, 3458 nt
Organism: Labeo rohita (rohu)
Lineage: Eukaryota; Metazoa; Chordata; Actinopteri; Cypriniformes; Cyprinidae
Gene: rtbdn
Product: retbindin
Exons: 6
Coding region: 666-1499 (277 amino acids)
Cellular component (GO): external side of plasma membrane
Molecular function (GO): signaling receptor activity; riboflavin transmembrane transporter activity; riboflavin binding
Source: RefSeq, a predicted model, not a curated record